AGAAAGAUGCUAUAUGUUUUCAGCUGACUCUGGAGGCCAUGAAGAGUUAAUGGAGAUAAUUGAGAAUAUUGUGGAGAAAAACCAAAAGGACACAUCAGAUCUGUUGGAAGGGAAGGAGAAAAGUUUCUCUGAAGAUAAUCCAGAGCGUCUCCGGAUCGUUCUGAUUGGGAAAACUGGCAGUGGGAAGAGUUCAUCAGGAAACACCAUCCUGGGAAGAAACCAGUUUAAAUCUGGAGUUUCUCCACAGUCAGUUACUAGAAGCUGUGAGAAAGCUGAAUGUGUGAUAGACGGUCGCCAUGUUGAUGUUGUUGACACUCCUGGUCUGUUUGACACCAACUUGUCCUUGAGUCAGGUUAAUGAAGAGAUAAGGGAAUGUAUCAGUCUGGUGCAUCCAGGUCCUCAUGUCUUCCUGCUGGUUUUACCGAUCGGCAGAUUCUCUGUAGAAGACACUGAGACACUGAAACUGAUUCAGGAAGUUUUGGGAGAAAAUUAUAAGAAGUUUACCAUCGUCCUGUUUACCAGAGGAGAUACACUGGAAAAUGAUAAGAUCUCCAUUGAACAAUACAUUGAAGAUGAUUGUGAUGAUGCCUGUAAGAAUCUGAUCAGAGAGUGUGGAGGAAGAUACCAUGUGUUCAAUAACCAUCAAAUAAAGAAUCGAUCACAAGUUACUGAUCUGAUCAAAAAGAUCAACAUGAUGGAGAAUGAAGGCAAAUGCUACACCAAGGAGAUGUUAUAUGGUGUGAACAGUUGAAAGCAAAAUAAAAUCUCCUGUUUGUGCAGGAAAAAUGACCAAUAAAGUUUAUCCAGAAUCUGAUUGGUGUUAAAAUAAGAGAAAAGAAACAAAAUAAACUCCCAGAAUGCAAAGCGCUCAGCCAAUCAUUUGUUUCUGAAAAUGCAUAUUAAUACUAAUCUGUAAUAUUACUUCUCCUAAUAAUCACUGCAUUGUUUACUUAGUUAUUGGUGCUUUACUUUUAUUCUUGAUUGCUCCUUUUUACUGUUUAAUAAGCAUAUUUUUUCUUGUAGUUUAUUUUAACUUUGCUGGUCUAAUUAGUUUGUAACAAAAUUCAAAAUCAGAGAUCUGAGAAAAGAUUUAAUUUAAAAUAAAGAAAAUGUGCUCUAACUGUACAAAUCAUUUCCAUUAAUAUUUCUGAUAUUGUAUUUUCUGUUGUGUAAAAACAGCAGGUUGUUUAACUUUAGGAUUUUAAAAUACAUAUUUCAGGAAAGAAGAAAACAGACGAAGAAGACAGAACUGCUGCACAGCUCAGAGGAUGAGGAAGUUCACAUUAAAAGAUUUUCCCAUCCGUUGAUCUAGUCUGCUGUUGGAAUGCUUGCAGCAUGAAAUGUUUAACAGAAAUUAUAACCUGACCCAAACUUCAGAUCCACCAUUUACUCUCUGAAUCACUGAGGCUUGUAAUGCAAACAGAAAAUAUUUAGACUAUAGAAUUAACAACAUUUUCUUUGUGUUGUAUGAAAUACCAGAAUUUUCUUAAUGUGUUCAAAUUUUUCAUUUUCAGUUUAAUGUACUUGUUUGUUGGGGUUUGUUUUUAAAAUAAAAUUGUGAUGACCAA
This is a messenger RNA of Poeciliopsis prolifica (blackstripe livebearer), 1568 nucleotides long. Its product is annotated as GTPase IMAP family member 4-like. The transcript has 2 exons. Gene Ontology annotation, molecular function: GTP binding. The record is from RefSeq and is a predicted model, not a curated record. Lineage: Eukaryota; Metazoa; Chordata; Actinopteri; Cyprinodontiformes; Poeciliidae. Bases 14 to 751 code for a protein of 245 amino acids.